This is a messenger RNA of Plutella xylostella (diamondback moth), 3864 nucleotides long. RefSeq names its product polypeptide N-acetylgalactosaminyltransferase 35A. Gene Ontology annotation, biological process: protein O-linked glycosylation; regulation of Notch signaling pathway. Lineage: Eukaryota; Metazoa; Arthropoda; Insecta; Lepidoptera; Plutellidae. Gene Ontology annotation, cellular component: Golgi apparatus. The record is from RefSeq and is a predicted model, not a curated record. Gene Ontology annotation, molecular function: polypeptide N-acetylgalactosaminyltransferase activity; Notch binding.
UUCACUAAAGCGCAAACAGCGCCGCGUCGAAAUCGAAAUUUUAAAACAAAAUUGAUUUUAUUGUGUUGUGAUUGUAAUACUUUCAUCACUUUUCAUUUCAAGAUUUACACGAUCCCCAAAUCUCCAGCUUCGGCUGCCACUAUACUAGCUUGAUUCAAAAUAUUCGAUAUUGCUCUACAUUCGAAUCGUAAAUUUUUGCAAAGUUUUCCUAAUAUCUUCAAUAUUGUAUGGGUCAAUCUCGAACCUGGGUGAAUAUGUCUCAAGAGCAUUUGGAAAUAACUUAUUAAAAUAACAAAAAAUAACAAUAAAAAUGGGAAAACGUAAUAAUAACUUUCUGUGGGGUAUAAUUUUCGCAUCUGCUACAUGGACAGUUUCAUUGUAUUUGUAUUGGCUCCUCAAUAGUACCAAUCAAACAUCCCCCACAACUGAAGGCCGGCUUCAUUACCGCUACAUCAACACGGAUGAAAAGGACAAAAUAAAGAACAAUGACAAAUCAAUUGCUUUCUUAGAAGGCAAAGAUCUUCUUGAUGAUGGUCCCAGGCAUAACAGCCUUGACAGAUUUGAUGGAAGUAAUUGGAAAGUACAAAGAAACAGGGAGGAAUAUCAGAAGAAGAUGAUGCUGAAAGAGAAAUUCGCAAGGGUACUUGGCAUAAAGAAACCUAGUCCAGAUCCUGCUCUGGAUAAAGAGUUUGGUAUAAUAAGGAAUGCUGAAGAUGUCCAAAUAAGAACUAUAGGCUACAACCACCAUGCCUUCAACACACUUAUAUCUCAGAGGAUUGGCAACCACAGAGAUCUACCUGAUACCAGAAAUAAAUUAUGUACAGCUCAAAAAUAUCCAAUGAUAUUACCAAAAGCAUCCAUCAUAAUCUGUUUUUACAAUGAGCACUUUGAGACGCUGAUGCGGUCAAUCCACUCAAUCAUCGACCGAACAGAACUGCAGUACCUGAGGGAAAUUAUACUUGUUGAUGACUAUAGCGAUCUAGACAACCUUCACGAUAAUGUUUUAAAAGCUAUCAAUGGAAUCAAUCAGAAAAUGCGUCAGUACGAGGAGAUGAUUGAAACAAAUAAUGUUGAUUUUGAAGGGAUUGUUGAUUAUAUAAAUGAUGAUAAUGCAUUGCCGAGGGAUGCCGGUAAAACCCAGCAUUUGUCUCAAGACGGGUUUAAUGUGAAGCUGUUCAGAACUAGCAAGAGGGAGGGACUUAUUAGGGCGAGGCUGUUUGGAGCUGAGAACAGCCUGGGGGAUGUGCUGGUGUUCCUAGAUUCCCACAUCGAGGUGAACGCUGAUUGGCUGCGGCCACUUCUCGCCCGCCUAUCAGAAGGCGUCGACGGCAGCAUGGAAUACUCCACGAGAGCUGUUCUACCAAUCAUUGACGUGAUCAACGCUGACACUUUCGAGUACACCGCCAGCCCAUUGGUCAGAGGCGGGUUUAACUGGGGCCUCCACUUCAAGUGGGAUAAUCUGCCGAAAGGGACAAUUGUGUCGGAUGAGGAUUAUGUGAAACCGAUCAAGUCUCCAACAAUGGCGGGCGGUCUGUUCGCGAUCUACCGCAAGUACUUCGAACACAUCGGCAAGUACGACCGCGACAUGGACGUGUGGGGCGGAGAGAACCUCGAGAUCUCAUUCAGGCUCUGGAUGUGCGGAGGCAGCUUAGAAAUGAUUCCGUGUUCUCGGGUCGGCCACGUGUUCCGCAAACGUCGACCUUACGGCUUUGGAGAGAAGGAGGAUUAUAUGCUGAAGAACUCCAUGCGAAUGGCUCACGUAUGGAUGGAUGAAUAUGUGCAAAAAGUGAUCCAGCAGAACCCGCUAGCCGCCCAGGUGGACCUAGGUGACCUAACUGAGAGGCGCGAGUUACGGAAGCGUCUGCAAUGCAAGUCCUUCAAGUGGUUCCUAGAGAGUGUUUACCCGGAGUUGGAGAAGAGUGAAGACAAGGCCAUGUCCAAGCGGGUGGCGGCUCUGAAUGACCCGGAUAAGAAUAAGUUUCAGCCGUGGCAUUCUAGGAAGCGCAACUACACAGACUCGUUCCAGAUUCGUCUGAAGAAGACCUCCCUGUGCAUCCAGAGCGCUAAGGACAUCAAGACCAAGAACAGCGGACUUAUACUGGCUAACUGCAUCCGGACUUUGAACCAGAUAUGGUUCCAGACGAGUCGCGACGAGUUGGUUCUGGGCCGCACUCUCUGCCUGGACGCAGUCAACACGAUGACGCCGCUGUUAGGGAAGUGCCACGAGCUGGGCGGCUCGCAGGAGUGGAAGCAUAAGAGUGGGGCGGCCAGUCCUAUAUACAACACGGCAGCGGGCAUGUGUCUCGGGGUGGAACGCGCGUACCGCUCUGAACCCAUUCUCAUGGUCAUCUGUGACAACCAACCGAACAACCAAUGGGACUUCGUCAGGACCUAAACGACAGUAAGCUUAUACGAUAACCUCCUCUUUAACAUCCUUUUAAAUGUUUUAAGGUGUAAAUGGUGUAACGUAUGGUGCUUUUUCGCUGUUUUGAUUGUUAUUGUAACACAGUUGGGAAAAUACAAGACUGUUAAGUUAGUGAUUGAGUUUUGAAACAAAAGUGUUUGGUAAUUUUUAUGUUGCGUUACUAAGAUGUUGCUAAGUGAGUUAAGCCUGAAAAUGUUAACAAUACUCAUAUAAAUAGACAAUGUUGUCGCCGUCCUUCCCCCUCGAAUUUAAUAUUAAGUUAUUAAUGUUAUAAUAAUAAAAUUUUUUUAUAACUUUUAUAGGUUUACAGUUUUUAUAACAGUCUUACGGUGUGUUUCACAAUGUCUGUAUAAAGAUUUUCUGUUGUCAAUAAGUCAUGACUGUAAUCUCUAAUAUGAUUCUAUAGGAAGUAACGACCUGAUUUCUAUCACACAGUUAACUUCUAUGCUGGUAUGGUGAAACAGGCACGUAUUUUAUUAUAUUUUGUGAAUAUUACGUCUAGUCCUUUGGAUAUUUUGUACAAUUUAUACUGCAUACAAUAUAAAUAAUUCUUUUACAUUAGUUUUUGAAUAUCUUUUAUAAACAAAAUUCGUAAUAAUAUCAGGUGAUGAAAAAAAAUAUCCUCGCACCUCUGGCGGUAACUGUAAAAGAAAUUUAAUCGAAAUUCAAAAUAUAAAAAAGAUAGUUCAAAAUCCAUUUUUAACCAGUUACCGACCAAUCUAAAUGGAAAUUCUAAAUUUUUAUCGUAUUAUUUAGGAAAUAUUAACGUAAGAAAUAUUAUGUAGGUGUAUAGGAAAGCAUAACGCAGCUAAGCCGUUAUAGGUCUAUGAAAGAGUUUUUACAAGAUCCAUAUUAUGUGUGCUGCCCCUUUUAUAUUUUACAUCAUGAACAAUAAUUAAGUUUGAACUAAUCAAGAUAUAAACAUUUAAUUUAAAGAAAACUUUUCACAUAUCAGACAGUUUAAUAACGAAGUAAUAAAGAUUUAACAUAAAUUAUAGUAACACUUAAAAUUAAAUCAGUUUGUCCACUCUGCUGGACAAUGCACAUACCUAGAUCUAUCCCAGGUUGCGUGUGGACACAGAGAUUUUAACAAUGAUUCCUAAAUAAUUACAACUUGGAUAUCAGUUUUUAACCCCAAGUCUUCCCAAAUAAUGUAAAAUCCGAUGCAUAAGUUCAUAUUCAUUUAACUUAAUUUUCCCUUGCUCAUAUAAUUUAAGCGAUGCUUACGAUAUACGAUGAUAUACGAGCAAGGGAGCAUCGCUUAAAUUACCUGCCAGUGCCAGAUAUUGUUAAAGUUAUUAUCAAUUUCUCAUUUUCUAUUCAUCUCAGUGUUAUUUUUAAUUGUUUAUAUAUGUUGGCUAACUACCUACAUCGAAUAACAAUAAUAAUAAUGAGAAAUUAUACUAUACUAUAUAUAGAAUCUCCAUAAAAAAUGCAUU